Molecule: messenger RNA, 1555 nt
Organism: Canariomyces notabilis
Lineage: Eukaryota; Fungi; Ascomycota; Sordariomycetes; Sordariales; Chaetomiaceae
Exons: 2
Coding region: 490-1449 (319 amino acids)
Source: RefSeq, a predicted model, not a curated record
CCUGCUUGUUUUUGCCUGCUUGUUUUUUGCCUGCUUGUUUUCUACCUGCUUGUUCUUUAACUGCUUGUUCUCAACCUGCUUGUUCUCAACCCGCCCUUGUUUUCUAAAGGUACCAUGGUGCCCGCUCGCUGAGUGCCCGAGGACCUGUUAUUACACUUACUGUUUGCUCCUUCUCUUGCGGUUCAUGCGCUGACGGUUCCUUCUUUCCGGCCCUCCGUGAAGUUUCACAGGCCCUCACCCCCCAUCGACAGCUUAGUCGCGAUGAGUGCUGCGAGCGCUGCCGCCAAGGGCGGCUGUGAUGAUAUCGCCGGGACAGCGGGCCCCUUAAUCGUUUCUCUGACUCUCCACCGGGCGCGGCACAUUCGGAUCCUGCAGGUUCCCCCAGCUUUGCCCAGAACGAUUGCAAAGCGUGCGCCGACACCCCUGGUACGUAGAAAUAGCAUACGAUGCGUCCCAAAAUCUCAAAUCGGAAUCUUCAAUCCGCUCAACAUGAAUCCACGCGGUUUGAGCACCUCCAAGAGCACGCUGCUCGCAGGGGCUGCCGAGCCCUUCUACAUCUGUUCGCAGAAACACGAGAUUACUGACGCCGUGAUCAAUAAGCAGAUUGAGAUCACUCCCGCCGCCAUGGAGUCUCUGAAGGCGGACACUGAGGCGGUGCUGCUUCCCCAGAGCAGCACCGCUUCAAAGGUCUCGCAGUUCAUGCGCGGGAACGGUCUGCUCCGCAAAGUGUCCAGCGCCUUCGCUGGCCGGAUGCGUUCCAAGAGCCACACGAAAGACCUUCCGGAGCACCCCGGCUAUCAACUCCCCGCGCUUGCACCUCUUAGUCUGCCCGAGCAAAAGAGCCGGGUUUGUGACGUUGAUCUCCGGAUCAACGAAAGCCUCAAUUUGAGAAAGGACAAGGUCCACAGGGUGCUCGGCGGAAUGGACCCGCGCAGCGGCCCCUCAGACAUCUGUUUCUCCGGAGACCCCUUUGUAGGCCUCUCCGAUGCGACAAAGCCGCCGACUGAGUUCGAGCGCCGGCUCCGCUCCCUCUCACAGGGAAGCUCCGUUCUCAAACCACUCGACGAAGACCCUUUUGACUCUGAGAGCGUCUUUCGGAGCGAUCUCGAUUCACUUCUCCCGACUCCUCCCAUCGCAUCAUCCACUCCCCGAAAGGGGCUCUCCGUCCUCGGCAUCAUCCCCGGCCCCCAGGUGAAGCGAACUCAGGGCAACGCAUCUGAGAAUGCGGACCCUUCCGGAAACGUUGUCGAAAUGCGGCAAACCAACGUGUCAGCGAGGGCUUUUAGUCAGCAACCGGCCGAAGACAACAUCUACCCAACACCGGACUGCAAGUUCUCCUACGUCCCUGUUGUGGAUUGCCCGUACCGGAAGCGACACCCUUCCCCCGACAAGCGCGACCUCGAUGUUCUCGUGAGCGAGUUGUGCUCCAAGUUCCCCGAACUCCUUUAAGGACAGCCGGCCAGCAACAGCAAGACGAGCGAGCAUGCGCCGAGUGCCGCUGAGGCAGCAGAUGCGCCGGGCGGACCCUGAUGAAACACAUUCACACUCCGACACU